Hyalella azteca is the source of this 5413-nucleotide messenger RNA. RefSeq names its product adenylate kinase (gene Ak2). Gene Ontology annotation, molecular function: AMP kinase activity; ATP binding. Gene Ontology annotation, cellular component: mitochondrion; cytoplasm. The record is from RefSeq and is a predicted model, not a curated record. Lineage: Eukaryota; Metazoa; Arthropoda; Malacostraca; Amphipoda; Hyalellidae. The coding region runs from base 47 to 784 and encodes 245 amino acids. Gene Ontology annotation, biological process: ADP biosynthetic process. The transcript has 7 exons.
GCAUUGUCCACUUAUAAUUUCCACAGGUUUUCAUUAUUAGUUAGCAAUGGCUCCAAAAGCAGAAGUUCAGCUUCAGCCCCUCACAGACCCUAAAGUGGAUGAUAGAGGAGUGAAUGCCAUUCUGUUGGGGCCCCCUGGAGCUGGCAAGGGAACACAAGCACCUCUUCUGAAGGAGCGUUAUGGAGUGUGCCACCUGAGCACUGGUGACAUGCUAAGAGCAGAGAUAAGCUCUGAAUCAGAGCUUGGGAACACCUUGAAAAAGAUCAUCAAUACAGGAGCGCUUGUGAGUGAUGACCUGGUGGUUUCUUUGGUGAGGCGUAACUUGGAUCUACCUGAAUGUGCAAGAGGUUUUCUUCUGGAUGGCUUCCCACGCACCAUUCCUCAGGCGGAGAAGUUAGAUGAGAUGUUGGCCAACCGCAAACAGAAACUGGACGCGGUCAUCGAGUUCAGCAUUGAUGACAGUUUGCUUAUCCGUCGCAUAACAGGACGGCUCUUCCAUCUUGCUUCUGGCCGCUCCUACCAUGAGGAAUUCUACCCCCCUAAGAAGCCCAUGAUUGAUGAUGUAACUGGAGAGCAGCUGGUACGCCGCAGUGACGACACUCCAGAGUCUCUUAGACUCCGUCUUGAUGCUUAUCAUCGGCAGACAGAGCCACUUGCUGCUUACUAUGCUCGCAAAGGUCUUCACCAGAAAGUGGACGCUUCUAAGCCUGCAGAAGAUGUGUUCUCCGCCAUAGACCUUAUAUUUGCCAACGCUAAGAGUAAGGAUGUAGUCAUGUUUCUCUGAACACCGCUCCAGCAGAGUUCCAAGACAGCCUAGGCAAAUGAAUGAGAGAAGCUGGAGUGCUCCCGCCACGGACAUCUACUGCAGCUCAUGUCGCGACUGCACACUCUGUGGACCUCGUCUUAUUUACACCAGUUCUGCUAUGUAAUAUUGAUUUAAACUUCAUUUCUUUUCGAAAUGUUUUCCUCUAAUGGAUCCUGAUUAAUUCGUAGUUCUGUCGAAGUUUACAUUGAGAAAUCUGAAGGAUCAAACUUAGCCAAUACGUUUAGAAUAUCUUCGCCGGCGCGUGUUACUUUCUUUCUUGUGACUACCAGCGGUCUCUACCGUCAAUUCUUUAUUUUUAGAAAUUUCGCGGUGCUUCUGAGAUUUUUCGUAGCGCCCUUUAUCAAUGUUAUCUACGAUUUUAGUUGAAACAUGGUGAAAAGUUUGUUAGUACAUUUUUAUAAAUAGUUUGUCUUGAAAUUUCGAUCCAACAGUAACGCCAAUGAAUUUUUAAAGGUUCUUGGCGUUUCUGUUCAAUGCUAUUGGUUACAUACUUAAGGUAUUUUGUAACAUUGUGGAUAACUGCUUUAUACAGCUUAGAAGUGACUGGUGUACAAGUUAUGCAAGCUAGCCAUGAAAGUGUUUCCCCUUGAUUUUUUCAUUUUUAUUUGUGUUUAUUUAGCUUUAGCUUACUGUUUCCGAGUAAUUGAAGUUGGUGAGUCGUACCGGAUUGAAAUGUCAAAGAAGUUUUCUUUGGAGAAAUCAGAAGCAUUUUUAUUAUUUUCGCGCAUUCUGUAUACAGUACAUGACUAGAAGUGGUUGCUAUGGACGUGACGGUAUAUUUUAGUUUAUAUAAAUGAAGAUUGUAUGUAUUGAUUGAAAUAAUUACUACUUGCAAUUUGGAGUGGAUCACAUUGAAUAUCAGUCUGGGUGACAACCAGACGCUUGAAUGUAAUAAAGAUAUCCAAUAUUUGAAGGUUAUGGCAAAUUGACCGUUCUCUCGAAUAAUCAUGAUAUUCAACCCGCUAAAUUUCCUGCUUCAAUGUCAUAAUUUGUUUUAAAAACGAUUUCACCAACAAACCUGGCCUCCAAAAAUGCGACAUUCAUAAUAUUUUUCUUGUUAGGUGUACAAAGAACAACAUCCUACUCUAUCACUUUUAAUUUUCUUGCAGUUUUUUAAAGGAUCUUCGAACGCCACAAGCUAUUAUUGCCCUACACGCUUAGUGUUGGAGGAGUUUAUGAAAAGAUUAGAAGUAAUAAUAUUAGAAAAUUGUUCUGACAAUAUUUCAUAAACAAGCAAAUCAUAUUCGAGAUCGGUAAAGGAGUUCAUUGAUUGUGAUUAAAUAUUUUCGAGUCCAACGGCCUUAGGCAGUCGUAGUUACCUUCCUCUUGAUUCGCCGCAAUAUUCUGCUCUCCUGCAUGUGGAGAAGAGAGAGAAUAAUCCUUUGAAGAAGCUGGUUAGUGUUUCUCUAAUUUAAACCGUUCUGGAUGGUGACAGAAGAAUAUGCACUGAAAAUACUUACCAAUUCAUUCAGCAUUCAAAGAACAAACUACUCCUGCUAGGUAUCACUCAUACGCCGUUAAUUAAUUAAUAUCAAAUAAUCCACUUUUUCAGUUACUAUUUUGUCUAAAUACAUUCUUGUACAUUCGUCUCCCAGUCAUUUAUGCUGUUGAUGCUUAUAAAGUGUGAAAUUUAAAAUAUUUUUGCUACUGUUGUAUCAGUUAAGAAUUUGUGGUUUGAUGUAAGGUGAGCGCCGCUGAAAAUUGUUCAGCUAUCUAUUGCGAAUCUCAAGCUGCAUUUGCCUCCUAUAAUUUGAGAUUAAUUCAUUAUACUUUGGUGAUACAUACAGAGGUCAGUGACGCUGGAGCCAAAUCUUCUGAGAACUUGAAGUAUAAACAGUGACUUACAUGCGUUUGUGCUGUGAAUCGGGGAGGCUAAUUCCGGUUUUACUUUCACGUCAGUUGGCUUCAGAGAAAAUAGCUCUUUAAACAAAUUUAAAGUUUUUCUGAAAUCUCAUUAAAUUGAUUCACUCGCUGUUAGACUGAACCUAUAAGAUGUUCCUACAAACCUCAUAUAUUAUCGUCUUGGUGGAUAUCACAUAGGAAAUGUUCGUUACUUAAAUCUGGAUGAAUCUGAAGGGACGUACUAUCAAAACUCGCUUUAGCCUGAGAAGUCGCCAAUGAAUGGCAGACAGAGCUACGAAGUCAUUUAUUUUUGAUAGUGCAGCCCCUUGGCAGCUAAAAGUUCAGCAAUAAAUAGCUACAAUUCUCGGCGCCUCAGACCAGCGCAGUCACUGCCCUACAGUUAAGGUCGGGCGCGCCUAUAUUGCUUCCCACCAGGUAUCUGACGUUGAAAUAACGUUGAUUAAACGUUGUUUCCAAGAAAUUAAUUCUUAAUCAACGUUGCUUUAACGUUAUGCCUGGAGGGUUAUGCUCGUAAAAAUGACCUCCUACCACUCCUCUUCUUAAUUAUCGGAGUCCUCUUAUAACAGUUAACUCGAUUGUUACUUCUUUUCAGUUGGGAACAUGAUGUUUUCGAACUAAUCCGCCAGCGCCUAAAUUUUAAUAAUUGCCAUCUCUUUUUUCAGUUGAAUUUCUCUUGUUACAUGACCUUUUUAUCAUGUUUCGUCUUGGCGCUAGUAUUUUUCCUAAAGACAUAGAUUUACCAGCGGGUAGCGUGGUGUUUUUUCGAGAGUAAUGCUACUUUGACGUUAGAUUUAUUUGGUUCAGAUGAGUGUUGGUCCGUUGGUUAUAUGAAUAUAGCAUAAAGAUGAAAUGACGAUUUCAAUGAAUACUUGUAUAACUGAUCUGAUACACUUGCUUUGUUAGUAGAACGUUUGACUCUAGUGUGUUGACCUGUCAAAAGACAUCAGGAGCUAUAAAAUAAUGGUUUUUGAACGACUUGAGAUGAGCAUGUGUAUUUGCAUGUGCUCGUAUGUUUCAUUAUCGUGUAUUUCAUGCAUAGACCAUAAUUCUAAAAGUUCAAGUACACAUAUGUGCGUCAUUAUCAUGUAUUUCAUGUAUAGAACCCUGUUCUAAAAGUGAAGCUAUUGAGUAAAUCAACGUGAAAUGUUCCAUUGUAUGCCAUCGACGUACGGUUUAGUAAUGUGAGAUUAAAUAAUUAGUGAUGUGCAAUGACAUUAUCACGAUUGUUAUGCAUUUAUUUAUCAGUUUCACACGAACUGUUCAUUCUAAUAUUCGUAUCAAUGAUAAAACUACUAGAACUAGUCAUCAUGCACUGCGCGCAAGUAUUGCAAUCACAGUUUAUUUCUUGUUCGCUCAUUGUCGUAAAUAUUAUUCCUGUAUAAUGGCCUGGUAACGACAGUUAUCGUUUGCAACCGGAGAGUUAAGACCGCACGCUUAUCCUAGCUAAGAGUGCAGCACGUGUUCAAAUUUUCGUUUUCGAAAAAAUAGUGCAUCACGUCUUCUUUUUUACGAAGAUUUAUUUCGUUUCUUAUUUAUAAAUCGGGCUUUACUUAAUUGCUGUGGAUCUUGCCAUUUUCUUACAUGACGUUGCAGCGGGGCCGCCAUCAGCCUUAGAACGUGCUUCGGAAUUGAGCAGUUCUAAGCAAUUUAUUCAAGCAGGUUUGGCGGCCGGGAAUGUUUUCGAGUGAACGGCGUAAAAUCUUUGAUUGGUUCAUUUGGGCUCACUUGAUGAUUUCACUGUAAAAAGGCUGUCUCGUGUGUAUUUGAAUCGUUCUCAGUGUAGGUUUUCAUUCGUUAUUGUGUUUAGAAUUUGAUUACUUUUAAAUCACUUUGGGAUUUUUGUGCUUCUAAAGAAUCCAAUGGCAAGCCGUCGUGUUGGCUAUGAAUUUCAAUUUUUUCCAUAGGAUUUCUUAGAGUAUUUAUUUCGAAAGCUAUGCUAAUUAACUCUAGCUUCGCAACUUUCCAUUUAAUUUAGAAACAUAAGCAAACCUAAUAUCGACACAGGUAAAAUUUGAAGUGUGCGUUGUGUGUUUGAUCAAAUUUAAUAUCGUAGUCUGUACUUUAGUAUAGACUUAUUGUACAAAAAUUUGUAAAUGGAGUCCGAAAUGUGGUGAAGCGAUAAAAGUUAUUUCUUUAAAUUUCUGGAACUCAUUAAACUUCUAUAGUAUCUAGUGUCCUUUUUGUGUCUGUGUCUGUUAGGCUUGCGUGGUCGUCGCCAUAGAAUUUGACGAUAUUUCUAAGCAAAGUUCUGAAUAUGAAAUUCAUGCUGACUAGUUAUAUUAUAGAACAUUAUUUUACAUGCUGAUAUGCUAGUUUAUGUAGAUUUCUACGCUCAUGACACCUGCUACUUGGAAGUACUUUAAUAAAAGACUAUUAGUGGAUUUAAUUAUUUAAUUAGUGAGAAACGAGAGAGUAGCCUCGGUAUCUUAUUUUCUAUCACUUAGAGAAUAUUUAAAUUUCAGAGUAGUGACUGAUAACAGUUCUAACACGUUUAUUUAAUUAUUACGUAGUGAUUUACAUUAAUCAAUCAACAUUAAAUAUCGAUUUUGUGUCCUUUGAUUCAGUUCAACUGAAGUCGGAGCCAAUUUUCGGUUGUGCUCAUAUCUGUCUACGUGAACUUCAGAUUGAUAUCCUAUUAUUCAGUGUAAUUUUGUUUAGGAUUUGAGGAAUUGUCAGCUUUGCUGUUUAUUUUUGAGCGACAAAUAAAAGGAAUUCUUGUUUGGU